This is a messenger RNA of Colletotrichum paranaense, 2208 nucleotides long. RefSeq lists its product as uncharacterized. The transcript has 5 exons. Bases 1 to 2208 code for a protein of 735 amino acids. Gene Ontology annotation, molecular function: 3'-5'-RNA exonuclease activity; RNA binding. Gene Ontology annotation, cellular component: cytoplasm. The record is from RefSeq and is a predicted model, not a curated record. NCBI's taxonomy places the organism in Eukaryota, Fungi, Ascomycota, Sordariomycetes, Glomerellales, Glomerellaceae.
AUGGAAGUCUCGUCAGAGAACUUCUGGCGGCAGCUGCCGAAUAUUCUGCUGUCCAUCGCGAAGUCCGACUUCGUUGCCAUCGAUCUCGAGAUGACCGGCAUCACGGACAAGAGCUCGGCAGACCACUCAGAAAACCCAACCAACCAGCAAAUCUAUGAAUCGGCCAAGAAGAUUGCAUCCAAGUUCAACGUCUUUGAGAUGGGGAUGACGUGUAUCCAAAGCCAGUCAGACGGCUCAUACAAAACCGAGACCUAUAGUUUCACUGUCAGCCCCUACCUGCACACAGAAACGCGAGCUGAUGAAAAGUUCGUCAAAGGCUUGGAUAGGAGCCUUUCUGUAUCAUACAACACUCUCAAGUUUCUUCGAUCGGAAGGCAUCCGGCUGGAGAAGGUCUAUGAGGACUGCGUUCCGUACCUCAGCCGCGAAGAGGCACGCUUGGCAGUUCGACAGAUGCAGCGCCGACAAGAUCCUUGGGACGCCAAAGAUCAUGGAUACAACGAGGACGACGAAGGUCUGACUAUUUUUUCCAUUUAUGCCCAUAACACGACUGUGAAUUGGCUUUACACCGAUCCAUGGAUGGUAUGUGGCACUGGUUCCUUUAUCCUCUAUCUACAAAAAUCCCUUCCUCUUAGAAUCUCGUUACUUUCUACUGAGUAUACUAAUCGCGACAUGGGACAGCGAACUCUAGAGAUCAAUGUCCUCUUACCCAACUCUGAUAGUAAGAAACGUAUGAGCGUCUACGAACAGAUCGUUUGUAGAAAGGCCCGAAAGCUUGUGCCACGAAUGGUUUGCCGUCUUUGGAAUCAUGGCACGACCGUGGUUAUCUCUCAGCGGGACGAUGGACAAGAAGCCAAGAGGCGUGAGUCUCUAGAGGACGAUCUCAACGCAUCGUUGAGGAAGUACGCAGCCCUUGUCGGCGGCAAGUUUGCCAACCUCAUUAACCCCGACCUCAUUGUCGAAGCCAUGUCUGGCUGGCCUGGCGAAGCACAAUGCUUUUGUCGUGAGGUGCAUGAGCUUGUUCAUCCCGCGGCACCAGAACAGUGGGAAGAAUCUCCAGAGGAAGAAGUCGAGGAUCGCUAUUGCUCCUGGUGUUGCACACAUCACGACCCUGACACAGGCUGCUCUAGCACGUCCUCAGGUCAGGACGUCGAAGUGGCAUUUCAAACAAACUUGAUCAGCAAAGACGAGUGCCUCUGUAUGAAGAAGCGGAACUUGUCCAGAAGCCGAGUUGGAGAUAAUGAGCUGAUGCCCUUGGUGUAUGAUGUUCAUUGCGAACGUUGCUACCCCGAUCUUGGCAGCAGCCGGCCUGGGAUCAACUCUUCCCCUCACCAUGACAUCCCUCCACAGGCCACACAUAUUCAAGGAGCUCAUUCGGCGAGCCACGAUGGAGAAUCCUCAAGCAGUUCGGAGGGAGUGGCAGGUGGCGAGUUUCGGGAGGGCGACACUGGUACUUGGCAUAUCACAGCUGAGACAGCCGGCUGGGAUGAGCCGACUGGUUGGGACAAACUGUGUCACGAUCUCGAGGAUUUAUCCACGGAAACACUCAAGAAUGAAGUAGCAGAUGCUCUUCAGGAGCUAGAAACUUUAGGCCGAACGUCUUCGCCAACCAUUAUCGGACACAACCAAUUCAUGGACCUUUUGUUCCUUUACAACACCUUCAUCGACGACCUCCCCGACAGCUUUUUGGAGUUUUUGGUAAAUAUUCACGAAUUGUUCCCACGCAUCGUGGACACGAAGCUGUUGGCCAUUAAGGACGACACGAUCGAGGGCGAAGACCCAUUGAUGGAUCUAUACAAUAGGUUCGAUGGCAACAGAACGCAGCCAAGCAUCCAUUGGGAUGCAGCUUAUGGCUAUGGCCGUCGUGGAACAGCCCAUCAGGCUGGCUUCGAUAGCCACAUGACGGCAGUUGUGUUUCUGCGAAUUGCCCACAAACUCGCCCGCGAGGAAUCGGCUAGGCUCGAGGGCCGAGCCGCGUCAUACGAGAGCAAAGAAUGGAGAUUGUAUGACAGAGAAUGGCUAUCAGCAGUUGGAUACGAUUCACAAUUCCUGGGCUAUUCGCAAGACUCGGACAUUGGCACAUGGAGAGAGUCCAACACCCAGGAAGGGUACGUGGGUCGGAUUCGGUGGCAGAUGGCCAUAUUCGACGACAUUCGCGACCGAAUUCGGAUCGCCCCCCGCAAGACAUUUAAUAUCGGGCCCGAAUGGUGA